AGACCUGGACUUCUUAAAAUGUGUUGUUUUGAUUUGCUGAAUGAAUUGCAGUUCAUUUUGGAUCUCGCAGUAUUUCUUCUGCAUCUGGACUAGGAGUCGAAAUUCGAAAGAAAAGAGCCUAAGUUUGAACGGAAACAGGACGACUGUGGUAGUUCGGUGAGGAUUCCCGCAGCCACCUGGGGCCGCAGACCUGCGAACGCAGCACCUGCAGUCACACCGGACGACGCGCAGCGUUCAUCUCCGGGAAGACGUCCUGCCUUAAACUACCGCGAAAGGGAGGGAAGAGCGGAAGCAUGUCCAACCCGGAGAAGCGGAUCUUAUCCCGCCCCUCGGCCCCCCUGGCUGCAGCACCCGGGGAAAAGCCCGGCUCCGGCAGCCACCCGCUCCACUCCCAUGGCCAGAGCGGCGGAGGUGGAGGCAGCGGCGGGUCUCCUCCUCCUCCCCCCGCUCCUGGAGGCGGCUCGGCUGCCUGCAGCUCCCUCUCUCUCCUUCUAACAACCACCAUCAGCAGCAGGAGCCGCGCUGCAGGGACAGCCUCCUCCGCCGCCUCCGCCAGCAUCGUCCCCAGAGCGGCAGCGGCUCCUUUCCUUGCUCCAAUCCCCUCCUUUUCCUCCGCUUCUCCAUCUUCUUUUUACUUCUUGCCGCCGCCUCCUCGUUUCCCCUCCUCGUCUUCCUUUAACCUCACAAGUCUCCAAGGGAGGGAAGGAGGAGGAGAGGCAGCGAGAGCGGCAGGAGGAGGAGGAGGAAGAGAUGUUGGCGGAGCAGCAGCAGCAGCUCACUUGAUCGCCCAUCCAGGCGGCAGCGGCAGGAGGAGACUCUUCUGUUCUUCAUCCAUCCAGGGCUUGCUGCUCCGUUCCGCAGCCGGCGGCCCCCGGCAGCACCACUCCCGGCUCCUCCUCUCCCCAGCCGCCUCUCGCCCGUGGUCCUGCAAUUCCCUCGGUGCUGCAGCGGCAGCAGCCCGCGGCGACGGGAUCCGAGGAGGCGACGGCCCCGGCGGGAGCAGGACUCCUAGGCGGCAGCAGCGGCAGACAGGCGCCUUCUUCUCCUUCUCGUCUCCCCUGCUCCUAGGGCCAGACAUGGAAGAUGGAUCUAAUUCUGCAAGCUGCUUUAGGAGGUUUACGGACUGUUUCUUGAACACAAGUUUAACAGAUGAAAAAGUGAAGGCCUAUCUUUCUCUUCACCCCCAGGUACUGGAUGAGUUUGUGUCGGAAAGUGUAAGUGCAGAAACUGUGGAAAAAUGGCUAAAAAGGAAAAAUAACAGACAGGAAGAUGAAUCGACUCCUAAAGAAGUCAGCAGGUACCAGGAUACAAAUAUGCAAGGUGUAGUGUACGAGUUGAACAGCUACAUAGAACAGCGUCUGGAUACAGGAGGAGAUAACCAGCUACUGCUGUAUGAACUGAGCAGCAUCAUUAAAAUAGCUACGAAAGCUGAUGGAUUUGCACUAUAUUUCCUGGGAGAAUGCAAUAAUAGUCUGUGUGUAUUUACACCACCGGGAGCUAAAGAAGGACAACCACGGCUCAUUCCUGCAGGACCCAUUGCACAUGGCACUACAGUAUCUGCUUAUGUAGCCAGAUCCAGAAAAACGUUAUUAGUAGAAGAUAUUCUGGGGGAUGAGCGAUUUCCCAAAGGUACUGGACUGGAAUCAGGGACUCGUAUCCAAUCUGUUCUGUGUUUGCCAAUUGUCACUGCAAUUGGUGAUCUGAUUGGUAUCCUGGAGCUUUACCGGCACUGGGGCAAAGAAGCCUUCCACCUUAGUCACCAAGAGGUUGCAACAGCAAAUCUUGCAUGGGCUUCAGUAGCAAUACAUCAAGUACAAGUGUGCCGGGGCCUUGCCAAGCAGACUGAACUGAAUGACUUCUUGCUUGAUGUAUCAAAAACGUAUUUUGAUAACAUAGUUGCAAUAGAUUCUCUACUUGAACAUAUAAUGAUAUAUGCAAAAAACCUGGUGAAUGCAGAUAGGUGUGCACUCUUCCAGGUUGACCACAAAAAUAAGGAGCUGUAUUCAGACCUUUUUGAUAUUGGAGAAGAAAAUGAUGGGAAACCUGUCUUCAAGAAGACCAAAGAAAUAAGAUUUUCUAUAGAAAAAGGAAUAGCUGGUCAAGUGGCAAGAACAGGAGAAGUCCUUAACAUCCCUGAUGCCUAUGCAGAUCCACGCUUUAACAGAGAAGUAGACCUCUACACAGGCUACACAACCAGAAAUAUCCUGUGCAUGCCUAUUGUAAGCCGAGGAAGUGUAAUAGGUGUUGUGCAGAUGGUCAACAAAAUAAGUGGAAGUGCCUUCUCUAAAACUGAUGAGAACAACUUUAAAAUGUUUGCAGUCUUUUGCGCUUUAGCCUUACACUGUGCUAACAUGUACCACAGAAUUCGCCAUUCAGAGUGUAUUUACCGUGUAACGAUGGAGAAGCUAUCCUACCACAGUGUGUGUACAGCAGAAGAGUGGCAAAACCUAAUGCACUGUACACUGCCUCCGCAUAUUUAUAAAGAAAUUGAACUAUACCACUUUGAUAUCAGUCCGUAUGAGGAUGUCUGGCCUGCCAUUUUUGUCUACAUGGUUCACCAGUCCUGUGGGACAGCCUGCUUUGAACUUGAAAAGCUAUGCCGAUUUACUAUGUCUGUAAAGAAGAAUUAUCGCCGUGUGCCCUACCACAACUGGAAGCAUGCAGUUACCGUUGCACACUGCAUGUAUGCCAUACUUCAGAACAACCAGGGGCUUUUCACUGAUCUAGAGCGAAAAGGUCUUUUAGUUGCAUGCCUGUGUCAUGACCUGGAUCACAGGGGUUACAGCAACAGCUAUCUUCAGAAAUUUGAUCACCCCUUAGCUGCUCUCUAUUCCACGUCAACAAUGGAACAGCACCACUUCUCACAGACUGUGUCCAUCUUGCAGCUGGAAGGGCACAAUGUCUUCUCCAAUCUGAGCUCCAGCGAAUAUGAGCAAGUACUUGAGAUCAUCCGGAAAGCCAUCAUUGCCACAGACCUUGCCCUGUAUUUUGGAAAUAGAAAACAGCUUGAAGAGCUGCAUCAGACGGGAGCAUUAAACCUUAAGAACCAAGCACAUAGAGAUAGAGUGAUUGGCCUGAUGAUGACGGCUUGUGAUUUGUGUUCUGUAACAAAGUUGUGGCCAGUUACCAGACUGACGGCCAAUGAUAUAUAUGCGGAGUUCUGGGCUGAGGGUGAUGAAAUGAAGAAAACUGGUAUUCAACCUAUUCCUAUGAUGGACAGAGACAAGAAAGAUGAAGUCCCUCAGGGUCAGAUUGGAUUCUACAAUGCUGUAGCCAUCCCAUGUUACACCACACUUGCACAGAUCUUUCCUCCAACUGGGCCACUACUCCGAGCAUGCAGGGACAAUCUCAACCAAUGGGAGAAAGUAACAAGAGGUGAGGAAGCCUCUAUAUGGAUUCCCUCCCAGUCCCUUGCUCCUGGGACCUCAGAUUCACUUCCUGUGAAGAUCGAUGACUGAACAGCAGCAACAGAUUGCUUUAACAGGAAAAGCACCCCUUCUUGGUUUGAGGGUUGUUUUUUGUUUUGUUUCGUUUUUAUUUGGGAAAAAAAAAAAGGAAAAAGAAAAGCUACAAAAUGCUGACUAAGAAACAGAUCUGCCUAGGAAGGUAACACCCAUGGAGUUACCUCAGCUAAAUGACUCUGGCAGCCAAUCUCCUGACCUACACCAGUGACACAACGUGAACAGAGGGAAAACGGCAACCCAGAUGUUUUGGAAUCAGCUAUCAAAAGAGAACUUACAACUUGUGAAUAUAAAAGACUGGCCUUAUCUCAUGGGCUACAUUGCUGAGGCCUUAAUUUAAAACUGAUGGGGGGGAAAACAAAAAAUCUUAGGGGGUACUUCUAAAUUGUAUCUUUCUAGUAAGGGUUUCAAUGGUACUUUUAUUAUACCGUACUGUGGCUGGCUUUAACACCAGUGUCACUUGGGAGUUCUUGGCUAUAAAUAGAACAAUAUACCCAUUGCUAUUGUGAAUGUUUAUGUGUGAUCUACUUGUAAUCAGUUUGAACUCCAGCAGAAUCCUUGGAGACUAUAAUUCAUGCUUAGGUUACAGUGAAUUCUCUUGCUGCAAACUAAAGGAAAACCAACAUUCAGGUUAAAGUUUUAAAGUACUUCAUUAAGCAUCAUGAUGCAAAUUGUCUGUCACUCACAAGGCAAAUGUUGAAAGAACUAGUGAUGGUGCUUUGUUCUUCAGAAUGAUUUAUAAACCUAGACAACUCCUCCCUUAAAACACUGGAAGUACUGGAUAUUUUUCUCUGAUAUGAGAGAGUUUCAGGUUGGAGGUUUUGUAUCCAUAAUGACAGAAGUAUCAGAUUAAAAUUUAAAUGUGACAGCAAAGAUUUCCUUGCCUAGCUCACAAUUAAGUAAAGUAAUCAUCUUUAUUUCUACCUGCUGAGUUGUAUUUUAAACGGUAUUAGAGACAUACCUGAAGUAUGCUAUCUGCUGGGAACAAAAGCCUUGUCAGAAAAGUCAGGUCUGAUAAGAGAGAUUCUGGUACCAUCACAAUAAAUCAAAAAUGUUUUUGUAUUGACUAGCUUUUGUGUUGCACAGUAACACUGCAUGUCUUCUACUGCUCUCUUCCCCCAUCCCAAGAUGAGUGAAACUAGGAAACUUCUCCAUUUGUCUGUUUGCUUUCCCCCCGCCCCAUUUCAGCAAAAUUUCCAGGCUUAGAACUGCCUUUCUCAAUGAAAAAUAGCUGACUGAAGAAAAGUACUCUAAAAUAUUGUGUUUACAGUUCUGUGCUGACUUAGGCUUCAGCCUUACAAACUUAUGCACAGACUUUAAGACCUUACAUUUAAUGCUACUCUUUUAAAUUUAGUGCAAUUGUACAGAGUAUGUUUCAACAACACUUAAUUUGCCUUCAUCUUUCUCUUAAAAAUAAUGAGAAAAAAAGCUUCAUAUUGAUCCACACAGUAGGUGAAAACACAGGCUUUGCAUACCUUUCACAUACAGCCUACACCGCAUUAUAUGCUCUUUCACAGAUAGUACACUCUUGUAGUAGUAAUUCUGUGAUCACAUGUUCAUUUGUGUAACUGCAACAAAUAAUAGUAGUGACACGGGUUCUCUUUUUCCAUCUCAUGUCUGUUGAACUGUAUUGCUCUAAUAAGCAUGCCUUCUUAUGGGUUUCACGUAAAUGACUUUGACUCCUGAGUCUUGCCUUCUGUUAUGGUUGAGCACAUACCAGUGUCUGUACGUGUGUACAGUAUGUGAUACAUAAUCGCAUAAUGUAUAAAUGCACCUAAGCCUUUGCAGUACAUGGAUAUCCCAGAGGCUGAGAAUUCAAUAUGAAGUUAUCUUACUUGUAUGAUACAGGUUACCUAGCAGCAGCCGCCCCAUGAUUUUUUUUCAGUUUGCUUUGCCAAUUCUACGUGCAGAAAUUCAUUGUUAACCACAGCAAACUAUUUUGGAAUAAUAAUUUAAAAAAAUGGCAGGAAACAAUUAUGCUAAAGUAGAACAAAUAGGUUCUCAUGCUGUGUCCUCUGCUUUACUCCUUAGCAGUUCUGUUUUAACCGAAUCUUGUAGAUGUGACUUUCAUCUGUUAAGUACUUGAGACACAAUCCACGGUUCCCAAUAUUUACAUGAAGAUUAUCCAAAUCUGUGGUGACUACAAAAAUACUCUCUGAAAUUCAGAUAUCCCAACAACUGGAUGGAACAUUUUUCCUUCAUGGGUUAAGUAUAUUUGCUGUUGUUCUCCCUCUUUGAAUGCUGAUCUUACAAGCAUUGCAAAAAAGAUCCCUUAUCACAUUGUGUCUGUGUUAUGGAAAGCUUUUAAUUCAUAUUGUACUCAUUGACAGUAAAGAAAACUUCACUAGUUCUGUCACUUACCAUUCAAAAUAUUUGGCAGUAUCCCAUAAUAUUUUAUAUUUCGAAGUUUAUAAGUACUGAUACAGAACAUGUUUCCCUAACAAGUAUAUAAAAUUAUUAAUGUCUCAAGUCAAUCAGGUAUUGUUUCUAAUAUAGAACUAUCCAAACCACAUUAAAUAUGUUUGCUGUAGGAUAAUGUUCAUUAGAGUUAAAAAUUUUAGCUCCGGUGGUUGUGGUUUGGUUUUGUAAAAGGAAAAAGAUCAUGACAAAAAUGUUACUCUCUGUUAGCACCUAGACCAACACAAAUAGCUGCAAUGGGCUGUAUUUUCUAAGCAAACGUAGUCUGUCUUACCAUUUACAAGGAGUGCAGAUUCAGAUGUGUAAAUUUUUUUUGUAGAAACAAAUUUAUACCCACACUUCCAAAGUCAAAACCACCAAAAAUUAAAACUUCAAAGCUGCAUUUGAAUUUCAUGGCUCAAGUACGUGUUGAGAUUUCAUUGUUCAAAAUUCUGGACUUGGACUCCCAAAUAGAGCAGUAAGACAUCUAGAUCUGUAAGACAUCUGGCUCAUUAAGUUAAACUGCCAAAAGGCAUUCUUGCUUGCAUUUUUAUCCUGCUAAAACUGAUCUUGCCCAAGAUUAAUAAGAAUGUAUAAAACCCCUAACAGAUCUCUCCUUUCCUAGCAGUGUUAGACUUUAUACUCCCACGACUGCAUUAUUUUUGUUAAUAAUUCCAAUUGCUUUUCCCUUCUAAACCUGGUAAAGGUAAAAGGACUGUUUGAAGCCGUAUCUGAGCAUUUCUAAAGUAUUAUGACAUGGUGUCUGAAAGAUAUGCAUUAAGUGAGGAAAAAGAGGUGUCAUAGCAUGAUAGUCAUCUGAGAUGUUGCAUAUUUUAUUACAGCACUGACAGAAACUCCACUGUUAUAAUUAAUCUAUGAAUUUUGUACAGUAGUACAACAUUCUGCUGUAACGGUUCAACUCAUGGCAGUAUUUUUUUUUUAAUAAGUCACCAUUAGAGAAAUGCAAUAGGGAUUUUUAGUUGGAGUAUAUGAUAAGACAUAUUUUCAUGGGAGGGGACAUGCAGUGUGGAAUUCAUCUUUUUAUGUGGCACAGAGUUCUUUCAUGUGUAUAAACUUAGAACAGUGUGAUCAGUUUGCUGUGACUGCAUUUAGAGCAUUCAGUGUUUAAAAAAUUGUAGGGAUAGCGAAUAGCACUAUUCGUGUUAAAAAGUAGAGAUCGUUAGAUGCUCAAAACAAUUAUGACCCUCUUGAAGUAAUGCAUUUGCCUCAAACACUGUGAUAUAGGAAACAGUUCUGUGAAGCGGAACAAUUAAUUUGUUCAUUCUAAACACAGAAAAGGCUUUCUGCACACUACUACAAGGAAGUUCAUGUUCAAACUUUAGGUUAUAUAUCCCAAUCUAGCAAAGGCACAUCAUAACUCUUGUUUUGCUUUCUGACCAAAAACUGUGCUCGAUUGUAAUACGGGUGUAUACUCUGUCAAAAAACCUAAAAUAGCGGACUGCUUUCUAGGGUAGAUCAAACUGAUUUGUAGAGUAGAUUCAUAUAUAUUCAAAAUUCAGGUUGGGCUGUUAUGUGAAGAAGAAAGAACUUCAAGGUAACAACAUUCAACUUUACUACAUUUAGUGAGCUGAAAAAUUUGUUUUAUAUAUAUAUAUAUUUACACACACAUAUAUAUAUAUAUGAUACAUAUAAACUAUCUUUGUAAAAAAAAACAAAAUAUGCAAGUGCAAUAAUUUAAAGAGGUCUUAACUUUGCAUUUAUAAAUUAUAAAUACUGUACAUGGUGUGUAAUUUUUUUCAUGUAUUCAUUUGCAGUCUUUGUAUUUAAAAAACAAACCUAAACCUUUACUAUUACGUUUGUACAAUAGAACAGUAAGCGUUUAUUAUGAUAUAGUUAAGUUGUAAAUAAAUUCACAAACCAAACAGCCAGUACAUAUGCAUAUAUGGGUGUCCUAUUGUGAAACCUGUUUUUGCUUUUACUGCUGGCUUUAGCACAGCAAGACUACUUCUGUGGAUAUGUAAUUAUACAUAUAAAUAUAUGUAUGAUACAUAAAAUAUAUUUAGAAAUGUUCAUAAUUUUAAUGGAUAUAUCUAUACAUAUACUUUGGUGUGAAUAUUACUGAAUACAGAGUUUUUUAAUAUUAUUUUUCAUGUUUAUUUUUGCUAUUAUUGGGAGUGGAAGUGAGGGAUGGGAAGCGUGUGCGCGUAUGUAUGUAUGUGUUUAUACCACAAGUAAUCCACAGGAGAAAUGGAAUCAAAGAGCAUUAUGCAGUCCUUUAAAAAGACAGUGCCUGCUUUUCCCUGUAAUUGCAGUUUACUGCUUAUGGUGUGUUUUCCCAACAUAAGUUCGUUGGGUUUUGGUUUUUGGGGGGUUUUUUUUGUUUUUUUUUUUGUUUUUUUUUUAAUUUUAUCACCUAUUGCAAGUUCACAUUGCCACAAACUGCAAAGGGAUCCGCUUUCCUGAUUGCCCUCUUGCUGCCAGAGAGCUUGCCUUGCUGUUUGACAGAUAAUUCCACACAGAUCCUUGCUUCGUCACUGUCAAACAGCAGUGCAGCUAAUGCAGAGUCAUUUGCUACCUUUUGGGAAUUAUGGAGAUACUCAGAUGCUGAAUUGCAGAAAAAUAAUCCCACACCCAAAUUUUUAAGUUUCGCUAGUCCAAAGCAGUCCAGAAACUGCACUGACACAUAAGGCAUUUUUUAGCAUUUAUUCAUUUAAGUUAAAACUUUCUGAAAUAUUUUGAGGGCCAGGCAAUACAAGAGGAAUGUUUCUAUAAAUACUAUUAAUUUGGUCCUUUCCACCUGUUUCUGUAUUGUUGGCAAGGAACUGUAGGCUGAAGUCAAUUAAUGACUUUUGGUCAAACUUUUCAAAUUGAUGGCAGGCAAUCACAUGCCUUUUCAUAUUUUUCUGCUCGUUGUGCAGACUUAGCUCUUGUAGCAGAGCACGGUGCUUUGCCCUUGAUGGUCACUGUCCAGUCAGUAUGCUUUCCGUAAUAGUUAUUCCUUAUAAUUAUAUCAGGUAGAGUUUUCCCUUCAUGGCUUGAUGUAUUGGGUUUUUUAAAGUAAUGUUGCUGGGAGAGCUUAAUGAUUUUCAUCACAUUGUCUGCUAGCAUUCAACUUGCAUUAAUUAUUUUUCUUUUUUACAGCAAUGUAAACCCUGUGAAUAUAGGUGAGAAUAUGAUGUUUGUAGAGCUACUUCUGUUCCUUGAACUGUAUUUAUGCUGCUUAUGGAAGCAAUAUAAGUUGCUAAUAAACACUGAAUAAGCAUAUGGAAAUGAAAAAAAUAGGGCUUGCAAAAUACCAAAAGAAAAGCCAAAAAAAGGAAACUUUUGGAAGCACCUAAGAGAGUCAAUAUCUGUCAUAAGCCUUUGAAAAUUUUACCGUCAAUGUUAGGAGCAGUGGUGACUAUGGGUAGUUUGGACUUAGUGCUGAUGGACAGGUUGAUCAUAAAGAGAAGUGGUAUGAUAACCACAUUAGUUUCCAACUAGUGAAGUUCAAGUUGUUUUCUGCUGCUGACUUGUGGAGAGAAAAUAAGUAUUCCAUAUUGGGCAUAUUUUACAUCUUGUGACAAAAAAAUCCCACCUUGCUGAAAAAAAUGUAGCUUCUCAUGUGACUAGCCUGGGAAAAAGGCCAGUGACAUGUGACUUUCCUCUUAACAUGAAAAUGUACUGAAGCUUGCAGUGCAGAAUAUUUACAAUACUUUUGGGAAGACAAUGGACAUCUGUUAAGAUGCUACUUACGGAUUUGAUGGAACUCAGCUGUUCCGUGACAGAUUUCCAUUACGACCUUGUGCAAGUUGCCCAACACUGGAUGGUUUUGGGUUUUGUUAACUUAUUUAAGCCUCUAAACACUUUUUUGUGUUAAACAUGUUUGGAAAUAUCCCUGGUUACAUGCAGUCCGGAAUUCAAAAUAUAUGUAGAGGCAAUCAGGUGGUCACCUUAUAAUAUGUAUGAUGGUGUUAGCUUUCCUCUCAGGUGUGAGGACAAAUGUCACAGAGCUGUGAUGUUCUCAGAUCUGCUGCUGCUGAGUACUGUAGAUGAGUACCUCCAUUUCCAUCUUCUCCAGAUGUGAGGGGAGGCUUAAGAAAUUUCUGUGCAAACUUUCAAGCUGGCAUAUGUAGUUUCAUAUCUAACAACUCCUGAGCUGUCACAGUGCCAUAUAAUCUUAAAAAUUUUCAAACUCCUUUAAUUAAACACAGUAUCAGAUUUUCUUUUAAAUCUGUACUGACUUCUGUGGGAGGGCCAAUGGCAAAUUGUUUUGAGUUACCACAUCUUUGUAGUUCCUGUUCCACAGCCAUUUUGCAGGGUCCUGUUCCAGGUCUGCUGGGAGUGGUGUGGUUAAUCCUCCCGGUGCUCUAAAUUAUCUGAAUCAGCUCCAGCUGUCAGACAACAUCCCAUUUUGGACUCAAUACCUGUCCAGGGAAUUGGGUCUAUCUUCUGUGCAGUUCUCCCUGGUUUUCCUAAUCAGUUACCACAUAUAUUAAGAUAUGCUAUAGCCUUAUGCAGAGUUUCACAUGUAAUAUAUUGACUUCCUUCCUUUCAAAGUUUCUUAAUUAGCCACAGCACUAGCAAAAGUUUUAGGUACUUUAGAAUCACAAACAUGGUGGAACUAAAGUUUCCAAGGAAUAAAUACUGGUUUUUUAAUGUUGUUUGUUGUUGGAAUGUGUGUAAAAUAACACACAAAACCUCAAAAUAUAUUCCUUUUGGAAAUUGUCUUUCAUGACUCUUUCCUGCAUAUUACAGAAAAACAUUCUCUGAAAUCCCUCCUCCUGUCCCCAGCAGAGCAUUGCUGUUGGAGCUAGCUAGUUUUUUACUGGUGAUGUACCAGAAGCAUUAGUGAACUAAGUGCCUGGUCCAUCAAGUGAACCUAAAGAACUUCCUCGUGGUCUGCGACUCAGAGCUAAUCCAGGAUGUCUGCUAAUACAGUUUUGCUUCCCAAAUGUACAAGGACAAGAGUCUUCUGCAAUGCAUUUGCAAUGCCAACAGAUCAGAGGGAGCUGACCCAGUGUUUAGAGGUGCUUGCCAUUCGAGCUGGUGAGGCAUCAGUUGAAGACUUUUUCUGUCCUUCACAAGGCGUGUGAGCUCUGAGACCACCUGCCUCAGAAAAACAAGAUGUACCGUACUGCAGACUUAAAGAAAACUUCACACAGGACAACUAACCUCCUAUGAGAGACUUGCGUAGUUGCUAUCUGAAAGCUUCUAAAUGAAUUUCUUGAAAUCAUUAAAUAGAAUUUGCUGAUAAGGUUGGCAGGUUCUUCAUUUUCUGCCUUUUUCCUUUCUGCUCUUUUGUCCUAUGAAUUUGCUUUCCUGGUGGAGCAAUUUUUUUUUUCUUUUACCUUUAAGGACUGCACAUGAGUAAAAGUCUGCUGUCUCUACAGCCUCUUCCAGCCUCUCUACUUUUGUGGUUUGAAUUCAUUCCCAGUGAUUGGGAAUUAAGUGUAAAGCUAUUCCACAGGGCUGUUUCCAAGAUUUAUGUAAAGCACAGAGAACAGGGUAUGUACUAAAUACUGAGUUAAUGGGCUGGAAUUGUGGAAAGGAGACCUUAGUUUCUUUCUGCCCUGAGAGUAACAGUUUGCAUGCAGUAUUACAUACCUGAAAAGUCUGGAACGAAGUAAAUGCUGUGGCAUGUCAGGGUAAGGUGAAGGCAGAAAUAAAAUGAAAGGAUCUACAUAUAAGGAAAGCUUCUUUCACCCACCAGCUAACAUAAAAUAGGGAAACUGAUUUGAAAUCUCAGCUCCCCAGUCUUCCUGCACGGUAAGUUUUGCCCUGAAUUGCAAAAAGGCCUCGUACAGAAUUACGCUCUGCCUCAGCUGUGUCAGGUAAUGCUUAUCACGCAGAAGAGCUUUCUGAAGUGCUUUGAACAAUGUCUCUGUAGAGUUGGCACAGAUGAAAUGAAUGUGUUUGGGGAUCCUGGUGCUUUUUCAUUUCAAGAUCUUUUACCACUUUCCUGAAUUUAGUUGAUCAUGCACAGCCUACGUCAUGGAUGAUGCUGUUCGUGUAUCUUACUUUUUUUGCUGUAUAGCUUAC
Messenger RNA from Grus americana (Whooping crane), 11840 nucleotides. It is a transcript of the gene PDE10A, whose product is annotated as phosphodiesterase 10A. Gene Ontology annotation, biological process: signal transduction; negative regulation of receptor guanylyl cyclase signaling pathway. NCBI's taxonomy places the organism in Eukaryota, Metazoa, Chordata, Aves, Gruiformes, Gruidae. Bases 294 to 3458 code for a protein of 1054 amino acids. The record is from RefSeq and is a predicted model, not a curated record. The transcript has 24 exons. Gene Ontology annotation, molecular function: 3',5'-cGMP-stimulated cyclic-nucleotide phosphodiesterase activity; protein binding.